GAGGUGGCCCCCAGACGACCAAGCAGCUGUGAGGGUCAGCUCGGACCGUAGAAUGCACGCGGCUGCUGCUGCUUCUUCUGCUCCUGCUGCUGCUGCUGCUGCUGCUGCUCCUGCUACUGCUGCUGCUGCUCUUGCUGCUCUUGCUGCUGCUGCUGACGCUUCUGCUGCUUCUGCUGCUCCUCGUCCCGCUGCUGCCGCUCGGUGUCCUCAUGCUCCCCCUGUUGCCGCUGCUCGUGCUGCUGCUCCUCCUGCUGCUCGUCCUGCUGCUCCCCCUGCUGCUGCUCCUCGUGCUGCUGCUCCCGCUGCUGCCGCUCCCGCUGUUGCCGCUCCCUCUGCUGCCGCUCCCGCUGCUGCCACUCCCUCUGCUGCUGCUGCCGCUCCCGCUGCUGUCACUCCCGCUGCUGCUGCUGCUGCUCCUGCUGCUGCUGCAGCUCCUCGUGUUCCUCCUCCUCCUCCUCCUCAUCAUCAUCAUGUCGUUCCUCGUGUUGUUGGCCCUCUUGCUAGCCCCGAGCAUUCAAUGAUGCAAUCCAGUGGCUAAAACGCGGGCCGGGUGUGUACGGUAGAAUGCCCUCUCUCCUCGUCCACGACCUAUCCGAGUCGGACUUGUCAUUGCGCCACUCCUCGC
This is a messenger RNA of Chara braunii, 625 nucleotides long. The record is from the annotation of a GenBank genome assembly. Lineage: Eukaryota; Viridiplantae; Streptophyta; Charophyceae; Charales; Characeae.